This is a messenger RNA of Saprolegnia parasitica CBS 223.65, 1213 nucleotides long. RefSeq lists its product as hypothetical. Bases 47 to 1213 code for a protein of 388 amino acids. The transcript is spliced from 4 exons. Lineage: Eukaryota; Oomycota; Saprolegniomycetes; Saprolegniales; Saprolegniaceae. The record is from RefSeq and is a predicted model, not a curated record.
CAGCAGCAGCGAAACCGACAGCGAAGACAACGACGAAGAUGUCGAUAUGGAGGCCGAGAUCGCCGAGGAGCUCGAGGCCGCGUCCGUCGAAAUGACGCCUGCUGCGCCAGUCGUGGACGAAGCUGCGAACGCCCGUCGCCUUGCGGUCAUCAAGGAGCGCGAGGCGCAGGUGGCUGCGAUGAAGAUGCAGCCGACGCCGAUUGCUGCCACCAACAAGACGAUCAACUCGGACAAGCGCGCGUUCUUCAGCGACUCGGACGGCGAUGAUGAUGACGACAAGGACGACGACGAUUUCCUCGGGCUCAAGCGGCGCGAGCCUGAAGCGCUCUUUGAGCUCCGGCCCGAGUUUGCCGGCGCGGACGGCAAGCGGCUCUUCGAGAUGCAAAAACGGUGUGGCGGCGACCAGCGUUUCCGCCUCGACGCGCGCCUCGUCAAAGGCGACGAGCUCAACGACGGCGCAUGGGCCACCCUCACGCCGGACGCCGGCGAGGUCGCCAAGCGGGCGUACAUUGCAGAGACCGAGCUUUCGCUCGUCUUCGCCAACAUGGAAUUGGAACGAGCGAAGACCCGCUUGCACCGGUCUGUCUCAGACGCCAAGGACCUCAAGCAGCUCGGCUGGCUCGCGGCCGUGCGUCGGUACGACCCGCGCGACGUCGACGCAAAGGCCUUGGAGCAGACGGUCCCGACCAACGCCGCGAUGGCCAAGGACAGCGACGACGAUGGCAAAGUGUUGCCGCCGAUGCCAGUCCAGAAGGAGACGUCGAUGCCUGAGGACGGCGAAGAGAUGGAAGCCGCCGGCGAAGAGAUGGAAGCCGCGCUCGAUGGUAUCGUCAAGCCGGCCGCGGCCGUGUCGACCGGCUUUAGCUUUGCGUCCAUGCUUGGCGACGUCAUUGAAGACGAUGGCGAUGACCACGUCGACGCCAAGCCGCUCGAGGAGACGCCCGACCUGGACAAGUCGACGUGGCUCUUUGCCAACACGGUGCGCAAGGUCGUCCAGGCCGACAGCACGGGCGACGAAGCCAUGGAAGACGACGAGGCGAACGACGAGCCGGUGAUGGCGACGGUUGCGCUCCCGAAGCGGCAGGUGGCCGACGUGCUAGCGUUUGUCACGAGCUUUUGCAAGCCGGACCCGUGGCCCACGCACGAGGUCGACUGGAUGAGUCUCCGCAAGACGUUGACUUUCGGCGCAAGCUCAAGAACAAGAAGACCAUGA